Molecule: messenger RNA, 828 nt
Organism: Asparagus officinalis (garden asparagus)
Lineage: Eukaryota; Viridiplantae; Streptophyta; Magnoliopsida; Asparagales; Asparagaceae
Product: ethylene-responsive transcription factor 1B-like
Exons: 1
Coding region: 39-680 (213 amino acids)
Biological process (GO): ethylene-activated signaling pathway; regulation of DNA-templated transcription
Molecular function (GO): DNA binding; DNA-binding transcription factor activity
Source: RefSeq, a predicted model, not a curated record
CUGGCUCAAACUCAAACCAAAACACCUCUCCCUUUAACAUGGACUCCUCCCCUCAAUUCCUCUCUCAAAUCCACGAUCUCUCCUCGGAAUCCUCUUUAGGCUCAUGGGAGUCCCUCCCCUUCAACAUGAAUGACUCUGAGGACAUGCUCUUGUUUGACAUCCUCGCCCAAGUCUCAAAUGCUGAGACCAGCAGCAACGAAACAAACACAUGCAACUCCGCAGCACCAAACGAGGAAGAGGUCCAAUCGAAAAACCAACCCAAAGGAAAGUGCUACCGAGGUGUUCGAAGGCGUCCUUGGGGGAAAUACGCGGCAGAGAUCAGGGACUCAACGAGGCACGGGGUUAGAGUUUGGCUGGGGACGUUCGAGAGCGCUGAGGCGGCCGCCCUGGCGUAUGACCAGGCGGCGUACGCAAUGAGGGGAGAGAAUGCGGUGCUUAAUUUCCCGGUGGAGACGGUGAGGGAGUCGAUGAGAGGAGUGAGAGUGGAGAGCGUGGAGGAGGGAGGGUCGCCGGUGGUGGCGUUGAAGAGGCGGCAUUCGAUUAGGAUGAAGGCGAUGGGGGUCAGAAAAGGCAAGGAAACGAAGAAGAAAGUCGAGAGUGUGGUGGAGUUGGAGGAUUUGGGGGCUGAGUAUUUGGAGGAGUUGUUGAGGACUUCAACAGAGAUUGUUGGUCCUUGGUAAAUUGUAACAAAUUUUUGCUUAAUCUUGUUUUAUUUUUAGUCAGCUUCUUGUUCUUUUUAAGAGCUUAGAUUCUCUCUGCUGUCAGAAUGCAUCUAUCAUCAUUUAAUCAACGACUGUGAUUUGUUUUGGACAGAAAACGUCAAUAGAU